AUGGUGUCCACAACGAUUCAGGACCGGACGAACGAGUUCCGCGCUAUCCUCGCGCAGGCGCAGAAGCGACAAUCCGCCGCAAAAGGAGGCCCCCAGCGACAGUCGCUCCUCAAGACCGUCGAGAAACAAGAAGCACAUGGCGCAGUUACUGGCCCUACAAGAGGCGCGCGGUCAGAAUUCGCACGGAAUGCGGCGCAGAUAGGAAGGGGCAUCACUGCAACUAUGGGCAAAUUGGAGAGACUGGCACAACUUGCGAGGAGAAAAGCCGUCUUUGACGAUAGACCCGUCGAAAUCGCAGAGUUAACCCAUGUCAUCAAGCAAGAUUUGGCCGGCCUCAAUUCUCAGAUAUCUGCCCUCCAACAACUCACCCAGUCGCAACACCCGACCGCUUCUCAACCUCGAUCGGCGGACCAAGAAGGUCAGCACAACAAGAACGUGGUAAUGAUGUUACAAAGCAAAGUGACGGAUGUGGCCGUAAAUUUCAAGGAUGUACUGGAGGUGCGGACGAAGAACAUUCAAGCGUCACGGUCAAGAACCGAAAAUUUUGUCUCCUCGGUGUCAGCGCGGUCACAACCUCACCUAGACGACUCAAGGUCGCAAUCGCCUUUAUACCAGAGUGCUGCAAGCCGGCAGCGGACCCCGCAGGCAUCCACGAGUGACCUGCUCACGAUCGAACCUUCCAACACGUCCACGCUUAUGAAGAAUGCCCCCCAGUCAGACCACCAGUUAUUACUUAUGGAGGAAGCCCAGCCUGCGAAUACAUAUAUCCAGGAAAGAGGCCAAGCCAUCGAAGCCAUUGAAAGGACGAUAAAUGAAUUGGGAAGCAUUUUCGGUCAGCUCGCGAGUAUGGUCUCAGAACAGGGAGAGAUGCUGCAACGGAUAGAUGCAAACACCGAAGACGUGGUGGAUAAUGUACAAGGGGCACAGCGAGAAUUGUUGAAAUAUUGGAACCGUGUACAAGGAAACCGAUGGCUGGUGGCUAAGAUGUUCGGCGUCCUCAUGGUGAGUUAUGACUUCCCGCGUGCUACACUUCCCAACAGCUGA
Molecule: messenger RNA, 1044 nt
Organism: Cladophialophora carrionii CBS 160.54
Lineage: Eukaryota; Fungi; Ascomycota; Eurotiomycetes; Chaetothyriales; Herpotrichiellaceae
Exons: 2
Coding region: 1-1044 (347 amino acids)
Biological process (GO): intracellular protein transport; vesicle fusion; endoplasmic reticulum to Golgi vesicle-mediated transport
Cellular component (GO): endomembrane system; SNARE complex; Golgi membrane
Molecular function (GO): SNARE binding; SNAP receptor activity
Source: RefSeq, a predicted model, not a curated record